Molecule: messenger RNA, 1590 nt
Organism: Lotus japonicus
Lineage: Eukaryota; Viridiplantae; Streptophyta; Magnoliopsida; Fabales; Fabaceae
Product: nudix hydrolase 2-like
Exons: 8
Coding region: 206-1219 (337 amino acids)
Molecular function (GO): NAD binding; NADH pyrophosphatase activity; ADP-ribose diphosphatase activity
Source: RefSeq, a predicted model, not a curated record
ACAUUUUGAUGAUUAGCUCAACAAUGUACCAAUUUUGCAAAGGUAAGAAAUUUUUUAUUUUGACAAAUGAAUUGAUGUUGUGUGAGAUUGGAUUCAGAAUCACGCAAUUAUAAGAUGGUUAAGUUUCCUCCUCAUCCCCACAACCAAGAAAAUCCCAUUAUCUUCAACUAAGAAUUGAAGAACAGCUUCACCAGUCAAGGUUAGUAUGACAACCCCCAUUCCUGUGACAUCCAUGUCAGACACAACAGAUUCAUCCCUGGCUGCUGUACAAAUGACUGCAGAAGAGCAAGUGCAACAGAUUGAACUACUAACAUCAACAGAUGAUGAUCAUGGGGGUGUUAUCGUGGAAAUGGAUGAGCGGGAGCCUAUGGAUUCUACGACCUUUUUGUCCAUUCUCAGAGCUUCAAUUUCACACUGGAAACAGCUGGGCAAGAAGGGUGUUUGGAUUAAAUUACCUAUUCACCUUGCUAGCCUUGUUGAAGCUUUAGUUAAGGAAGGUUUUUGGUAUCACCAUGCAGAACCAAAAUAUUUGAUGCUUGUAUAUUGGAUUCCAGGCGGUGCAAAUACUAUUCCAGCGAACGCCACACACCGAGUGGGUGUUGGUGCACUUGUUGUGAAUGAGAAACAAGAGGUUCUAGUGGUCCAAGAAAAAAGUGGACAUUUUCAGGGAACUGGGGCCUGGAAAUUCCCUACUGGAGUUGUUGAUCAGGGAGAAGAUAUUUGUGUAGCAGCAGUGAGAGAGGUCAAAGAAGAAACAGGAGUAAGUAAUCUCUUUGCAGUUGGGCUAGACAUGAAAUUUUCUGUUGAUCAAAAGGAGUUUUCCAUUGUUGUUCGAAGCCUAACUAUACCAAGUCCUCUCAAUUUUCAGGUUGACUCAGAAUUUGUGGAAGUAUUAGCAUUCAGACAAAGUCACAUGUCGUUCUUUGAGAAAUCAGAUCUUUUCUUUGUGUGCUUGUUGCGUCCUCUUACUUCUGACAUCCAAAUACAAGAGAUAGAGAUUGAGGCUGCAAAGUGGAUGUCAUUCGAUGAAUAUGCAGCUCAACCAUGUAUGGAAAAGUAUGAGCUUAUGAAGUACAUCAGUGAUAUAUACUUGGCAAAAGUAGAUGGAAGAUACUCUGGAUUUACUCCUGUAUCUACAGCAUCAAUCUUCUCUAAGCACACGAGCAGCAGCUAUCUUUACUUGAAUGCUGGAGGCCCGACGAGGAGUAAUUCUUUAUAAGAAUCAGUGAAGGUUUACACAGUUAGAAAGAAUUCAAACUAGGCAACUUAGUAGUAUUAUUUGAUUCAUUAUGUGAACAAUCUCAUAGUGUUACAGUGAGAUGGUUCAUAUUUGAAUUUCAAACCAAUUUGAAUUCAAAUCAUCAUAAUGUCACUGUCUAUUUCCAACUCCUGUGUACAUGUUUACACCUGCACUUAGGCAGAUCUAGAGUAUGAGGGUACUAGGUAAAGAAUUGUUGGGUGGAGCAUAGCAGUCUUAUGCUUGAGGGGCAUUUUUCCUCACAGGCGCUGCUUCAUAUUUAAGUAUUUAACUCUUAGGCUAGUAGUGUCAUAUUGACAUUAUGGUAUAUAAAGUUUUUCUUAAGCUGCACA